This is a messenger RNA of Rosa chinensis, 1095 nucleotides long. RefSeq names its product pentatricopeptide repeat-containing protein At4g31850, chloroplastic. The record is from RefSeq and is a predicted model, not a curated record. Gene Ontology annotation, molecular function: protein binding. The transcript has a single exon. NCBI's taxonomy places the organism in Eukaryota, Viridiplantae, Streptophyta, Magnoliopsida, Rosales, Rosaceae. Bases 1 to 1095 code for a protein of 364 amino acids.
AUGGAGGACACUAGUUCCCACAAUUCUUUCGCUGAUGACCUCAAGAAACGUGUCAUGAAGGUUUUCAAGGAUGCGACCAAAGACUGUGAGGACAAGGUCUUGAAAAAAAUGUUUGAUUCCAUUGGCGACUAUGACUUCCUUAACAGCUAUGCCUUUCAUGUCUUCAGAACAUUGGCAAAUUCCGGCAUCCCUGAGGAAGCCAAAGAGCUCUUUAAGCCUUGCUCUGAGUUGGCUGUACUGCCUGACGUGGCCACCUUCACCAUUGUCAUUUGGGACUAUGCCAAUGCCGGCAAGACCAACGCUGCUCACAAGGUCUACCAGCAAAUGAUAGCCGCCGGUGUCGCCCCCACCUCCUGCACUUACUCUAUACUCAUCACGGCACUUGCAACAGACUCGUCUUCUGAUGUCAAUUUUGUUGGGUAUGCCAAGAAGUACUUUUUGGAAAUGUUGGAUAAGGGGAUGAAGCCCCAUUCUGCCUCCUGCAUGACUGUUGUCGACGCCAUUGCCUGCCGGGAGUCAGUGGAGAAGGUCAGGGAGUUCCUUGAGCAGAUACAAGCAAAGGGGUUCAUCCCUGAGUCCAAAAUUUUUCAGCUUGGAGAAACCCACCUUGAAGAAGCAAUGAAAAAAAUGAAGAUGAAUGAUGAUCUCAUCACCAAUACCACUGACAAGGAUGUGCAAAAAGUAUUCCGCACGUGGAACACCAAGCCGGAUUGCCUCUACAAAAAGGCGUUGAAGAUGUACAAGGCUUUGAUUGAGGAUGGCAAUGCAGAACAGACCAUGGAGCUUUAUAAGCGCGUUGUUGAGAUGUGUAUGCAGCCCAUGGUUGUGGUGCACACCUCUGUUAUUGAAGCCUAUCUCAAGUUUGGCAAGACCAAGGGUGCUCUGGAGGCAUACUACGGCAUGUUAGCUGCUGGGGUUGCCCCAAACUCCUACACUUACACUGUUCUAAUCAAGGGACUCACUGCUAACCCCAACUUCUCUGGAGAUGCCAAGAAGUGCUUGCUUGAGAUGAUGGACAAGGGGAUGAGGUCUAAUGCUGCCACCUACACUGCUGUGAUAGAGAGCUUUGCAAAGCUAGAGGAUGAGGCUUCUUAG